GGAUUAUUGAUUAAUCAAGUUUUGUAGGUCACCCGAGCCGCUACCAGAUUAUUGGGCGGUUCCAGAUUUUAACGAACAUCCUAUAUUGUCCACAUUGUUUCGUAUACUCUGUCUGAUCUCGAUGUCAAGACCGUCUCUCGAACAUCACUGGAAGUCCAAGAUCAACGAUGAUGAAUGGGAUAAACAUAGGAAGAGUUUUAUUGAAAGACUGAGUAAUACUAACAUAGCGGUAGGGAACAUCGAUAUGACCUAACCAUGGACUGAUUUAUGAAAUUGCAGGCAGGCUUGGUACUCACUACUUCGGCGGUCUUUCUUUCAACACAACCGCCUCUGACAUCGUUUCUUCCGUACACCAUACGCGUUUGCUAUCUUUUAGCCCUCGGAUCUUUUGCGCAUGCCCUCGGUGGCCUGCUUACUGGUCUAGCUGUAGUCAACAUAUGGGAAGCCUGUGAUCGUAUAUGGGCUAAAGAAGUUCUGACGGCCACACGCUUUCGACUGUGCUGUACACUCAUGUUUAUCGCCUGGCCGACUGUAUCUCUCACGCUUUCUAUCAUCUUUUUGAUGUCAUCUCUUAUGAUCGCGUGUUACGCUUCUGGACUGUGGUGGCUUCAAUUCUUGGCGACAGUAGAAAUAUUGUCCUGGGCGUGGAUGCCCCCUCUCUUCGCUUGGUGCGCACUCGAAAAGACUCUACCACCAAAGUUGCGGGCAUACAGACGGCAGACUGGCACCAGUUCGCCCCCCUCACGUAUAUGUACUUUCGAGGAAUCGUAAUGAAUUGCGUAAUUCGCUACUCGAUCAGGUUGUGU
Messenger RNA from Suillus plorans, 806 nucleotides. RefSeq lists its product as uncharacterized. The record is from RefSeq and is a predicted model, not a curated record. The transcript has 4 exons. NCBI's taxonomy places the organism in Eukaryota, Fungi, Basidiomycota, Agaricomycetes, Boletales, Suillaceae. The coding region runs from base 268 to 771 and encodes 167 amino acids.